Molecule: messenger RNA, 1487 nt
Organism: Daldinia vernicosa
Lineage: Eukaryota; Fungi; Ascomycota; Sordariomycetes; Xylariales; Hypoxylaceae
Exons: 3
Coding region: 189-1295 (368 amino acids)
Source: RefSeq, a predicted model, not a curated record
AUCAUCCUUGUCUUUAGGAUUAUUCCAGUCCCCCUUCUAUUCCAGAUAACUCUUGUCCCCCUUCUAUUGGGCCUUCCAUUAGGUAAUAUCUCUUUAGGACACCAACUACUAGACGUGCGACAGAGGCAGCGGCUGCGGCGGGGAAGUGCCAGGUCAUCGACCCGACGGAGCCGUCUAAGAAAUCACCAAUGGCACCUGAACCGGCUCUGUCGCACUCCGCCACAGUCGUUUCCGAAAACGAUAGUGGCACUGGCGAGUCUUCAAGGACAUCGAGCCCUUCAACAGAAGGGAUACCCAGCCCUCAUCUCCGUGAGACAGAAGUGAAAUCGGAGCUUCCAGAACAGCCCCUGGAGUCUAAGGGCAAAGAGCCUUGUCGCACCCAUCCACCAGUAUUGGUGUCGACUAAGGUGAAAGUCGAAGUGCCUGAUCUGUCUGGGACGACAGUAGCGGAAGCUACUAGCAGUAGCAGUACCAUUGCACAGCCGUCCUCGAGCCUUAAACGCAGUAGAGCUAUCACUGCGGCGGGCACAGACGAUGGUGAAGACAAUAGUAGAUCGCGUUUCAAGCGUCGCAUGGAAGCAGCCCCGGUUUUCAUCCCAUAUGAACAGAUCCUCAAGCACCAAGAAUGGGAAGAAAACGAAAUAUACGGGGCAUACGAGGAAGGCGAGGAAUACGAGCAAGACGAAAAAGACGAGGAAGACGAGGAAGACGAGGAGGAGGAGGAGAAUUACGAGGACUGGGAAGAACACGAAGUAUUACCGGAAUGCUUUGAAGUACUGGAAGACACGGAAGACCCGGACGACCUGGACGACCCUUACCUGGUAUCACCCGAAGCCCAGCGAUACUACGAUCUAGGCCAGGACGCAGCCCCGAUCCCAUUCCACUCGUCCCUCCUCACUGGCUCCUCAAACCCACCACCUCGCGCGGAACCCGUUUACCAUCCGAGUUUCCCAGAGCGUGGUCCUCUCCGCUGUCUCGACUGCAAUAGUAUCUAUGUCGGCUUCGAGCGCUUGCUGUCCAGGAGCCGCCAUAACCCAGACAGAUACUACUUUGUAUGUGCACAGUGCGGCGAGUUCAUCUGCUGGGCCGACGAUGAAGGAAUAUAUGAGGGAAAUCCAAGGUGUCAUUGCGAAUAUCUAUCGCGCGAAAUCAUGACGAAUGAGAACGCCGUAACCCCUCGAAAACUGUUCUACAAGUGCGCCACGGGCGCUUGUAGGUUCACCAAGUUUGCGUCACAUGCACUAUCCAAGGAAGAAGUAAAUGAGUAUUACGGACGACAAAUUUAUCCUGUAUAAUGCUUAUUGCAUUUUCCUUGGGCGUUGGACAAGUUUGACAUUGGUCAUGGUUCGCUGUUAUCAUUGGAUCAGACUUCUGGACUGUUAUACCUCUCUGAUGACAGCUUCCAACUUCUUGUACUAGACGAGUUGUAAAAGUUAAUUCACAUAGUUUAUUUCCCCAAGACCAUGAAUUCAUCUUGUCUAAUGAAA